Molecule: messenger RNA, 2844 nt
Organism: Scomber scombrus (Atlantic mackerel)
Lineage: Eukaryota; Metazoa; Chordata; Actinopteri; Scombriformes; Scombridae
Gene: syvn1
Product: synovial apoptosis inhibitor 1, synoviolin
Exons: 16
Coding region: 203-2101 (632 amino acids)
Cellular component (GO): cytoplasm
Source: RefSeq, a predicted model, not a curated record
AUAGCAAGCCAAAGAUAAACACGUAGCCAGACGAGCAGGGGCGAGAAUAAGAAGAUAUCUCAGAGAGUGCUGCUUAAAACGGGCCAAAUGGAGUAGCUAGGAAGAAUAUAAAGAUUUGUAGCACGCAAGGAAACACCCGUCAAAACCGACCGACGAGCGAGUCUUCCGCGGGCAUCGAAUCGUAUCUGUAGCCGAGUCCAAGAUGGUGCGAGCAGCCUUGGUGACCGCCACCAGUUUGGCGCUGACUGGGGCCGUGGUGGCGCACGCUUACUUCCUCAAACACCAGUUCUACCCGACCGUGGUCUACCUCACCAAGAGCAGCCCCAGCAUGGCGGUGUUGUACAUUCAGGCCUUUGUGUUGGUGUUUCUGCUGGGAAAGUUCAUGAGGAAGGUGUUUUUUGGACAGCUAAGAGCUGCAGAGAUGGAGCACCUCAUCGAGCGCUCCUGGUACGCGGUGACCGAGACGUGCCUGGCGUUCACCGUGUUCAGGGACGACUUCUCCCCCCGCUUCGUGGCCCUCUUCACACUUCUCCUCUUCCUUAAGUGCUUCCACUGGCUGGCCGAGGACCGGGUGGACUUUAUGGAGCGAAGUCCAAACAUAUCCUGGGUUUUUCACUUCAGAGUAUUAUCUCUCAUUGGUCUGCUGGCUGUCUUGGACUUUCUGUUUGUGAACCACGCCUGUCACAGCAUCAUUACCCGAGGAGCCUCGGUGCAGCUUGUUUUUGGAUUUGAGUACGCCAUCCUGCUGACCAUGGUGCUGACAACCUUCAUUAAGUACGUCCUGCACACUGUUGACCUGCAGAGUGAGAACCCCUGGGACAACAAGGCCGUCUACAUGCUCUACACCGAGCUCUUCACAGGUUUCAUCAAAGUGCUCCUGUACAUUGCCUUUAUGACCAUCAUGAUAAAGGUCCACACCUUCCCCCUGUUUGCUAUCCGCCCCAUGUAUCUGGCUAUGAGGCAGUUCAAGAAAGCUGUAACAGAUGCUAUAAUGUCUCGAAGAGCCAUCCGCAACAUGAAUACAUUAUACCCUGACGCUACUCCUGAAGAUCUGCAGGCCUCUGACAACGUCUGCAUCAUCUGUCGGGAGGAAAUGGUCACAGGAGCCAAGAAACUACCCUGUAAUCACAUAUUCCACUCCAGCUGCCUGCGCUCCUGGUUCCAGAGGCAGCAGACCUGUCCCACCUGUCGCAUGGACGUCCUGCGGGCGUCUAGUAAUAACAAUCAGACUCCGGCCCCAGCACAGGCUCCGCCCCCUGCUCCAGCAGCCCCCGCCAACGCUCCCGCAGCCCAGCCUGCUAACGUGCCUCCAGGCAUGUUACCUGGCUUCCCCCCUGGCAUCUUCCCCUUCUGGGGUCCGUUCCCUGCAGUUCCUCCUCCUGCCGCAGCAGUCGCUGCUCCCGGUGCUGCUGAACCUCCACAAACCAGCACAGAGGCUACACAGGCAGCCAGCACCAGCCAGCCCAGCUCGUCUACUGCAGACACGGCGACAGCAGCUGCUGCUCCAGGGUCCACAAUCCCAGGAUUCCCCUUCUCCUUCCCCCCUCCACCCUUCCCCACUGCACCAUGGCUGCCCAUGCCACCACCUCCUCCUUUUGUGUCGUCGAUGCCUCCUCCUCCUCCUUCUCUGUCCCGUCUGUCAGAGGAGGAGCUGAGGGAUCUGGAGGCAGAGGGCCGGCGGGGCCUCGAAGCCAGACUCCAGUGUCUCCAAAACAUCCACACCCUGCUGGACGCCGCCAUGCUCAACAUCCACCACUACCUCAGCACCGUCGCCACUCUCACUCCUCCACGGGCUGAGGGCAGCUCUGGAGAAGCCAGCGGGACGACCCCCACUGCUGCGUCCUCCUCGGCUGGUAGGAGCACAGAAAGUCCCCAUCAGGAGAAGGACGCCACCAGCUCUGAUGAAGUGAGUGAAGCGACGGUCCUGUCUCAGCCCGCCGACUCCACCUCUGCCUCCUCGGACGCCGACAGAAAAGAAGCGAUGGACGAAGGAGUGGAGGAACAGGAGGACGGAGAGCCCAACGCCGCCGAGCUGAGGCGCCGUCGCCUCCGUAAGCUGGAGGAGUCGUCGUCGUCGUCGCCCCCUCCUCCUGACAACUGAUCCACCGCUCGGGGACAUAUCGCUCUGGACCAACAGGAACUCUGGACGUGGAUCACCUGUUGUCAGCUGGUCGCUUCGGUUCGUCAUCGCCUCUCUCAUUCGUGGCUGUCGCCCCUCCACAGGCUCAGGUUUCUGACUGCGUCGGGUUGGACUCAGGCUGCCGGGAGAUGCCGUGGUUCUUUACCGCUUAUCUGGACUCUGUUUGUGUCAGAAAGCAAUAGCACAAUUUUUUUUCCACUCCCGCUGCUUUUCUUCCCCCCCCCCCCCUCACAUAAUGACUACUGCAAUAAGUUACUGCAGGUGUUUGUAAGUUGAAUCAGGUGGAAGAGGAACGUCUCAUUUCAGAGCGAGUUAUUUGGUCCGAGACGUCUGGAUUUGUGUUGUAGUCUUACUGUCAUCGAGCUCCUUGCCUGCACUGUGAUUUUUUUUCUUUAAUUCAACUGCCUCCAGUAUGAAGGUGGUCACAGCCCGCUACGUUGACGUUGUUACACGGCGCACGGAUCCCCAUCCUGAUCCGGCGAAUUCUAAUCGAGGGAGGUUGAUCAACUUUGGCUUCUGCUUCUUUUUGUUUGUUUUUUUUCUCUUUCUCGUUAUUUCUUCUUCCGUUUCUCGCUUUUCUCAACAUGUUACCACUGCGGAUGUUGUAACAUACUGAUUCAUUUGAAAUGUGUACAUACUGUAUAAAGAGUUUUAAUAGGAUGAUCUGUACAUAAUGCAGAAUAAACUGUUUGACUGAAAAGGCA